Macrobrachium nipponense is the source of this 1970-nucleotide messenger RNA. RefSeq lists its product as uncharacterized. The record is from RefSeq and is a predicted model, not a curated record. Lineage: Eukaryota; Metazoa; Arthropoda; Malacostraca; Decapoda; Palaemonidae. The transcript has 7 exons. The coding region runs from base 175 to 1515 and encodes 446 amino acids.
GGGGGGACUUGCGCAGAAACGCUCACAAGCGUAUUUCCUUGUCGCUCGACAUUCGCUUGUAAUCUAGCAGACAGCGAGGUGCCUUAAAACAGUGGUGUAGUGUUGUACGUGCUUAGCGACCUUCCCCGCAGAUCUCAGCUGUAGAUUUCCCUAACUCAACAUUGUAACGACAAAAUGGUGACGGGAGUAGCGGGCGUGGUUAACCUACUGUUGUGGGGGAGUUUUGGCCUAGUUGCAGAGGUUGGGUGCUCUUGGGCGUGGGAAUGGGACAGGGAUAAUUAUUCUCCCAUCAACAGGCACUCGAGAAUACCCCACGUAGGCGUGAGACGCUCCAUUUACGACAGGUUCUGGGGAGAAACCACUCCCAACAAUCCUUUCCUGCCAACACGCCCUUCAGCACCAAGGAUUCUCCCUCGACUGAGUGAGAAUGACUUCAUCGUCAGAGAUGAUGACUACGACGAGGACCUCAGAAACUCUCACUGGUUCCCACAGACACACCACUCUGGUCAACAGACUCAGUCCCUGGCAGAACUACAACACCUCUUAGAAGGGAAGCUUGGGCCUAUUGAUAAUCCUACACCACCAGAGCAACGUAAGAAACCAGCUAUGGUCCCCCAUAAGGAUGAGAAGGAGAAGAAGCAGAGAACCAAACAAAUAAAGUAUCGACAGCGUUUCAGCCAAGACUCUGCCCCAUCCUCUCCUGAAGCAGACAGUUCCAGGUCUUUGCCCGAGAGAGGCGAAGGCCUUCCCCAGCUCCCAGACUUCGGGACAGGUGCCUUCGCCCACGAUGGCCAUUUAGUGGCUGAUGAUCAGCAGUUCAGUAAGGAUAUCCUUCAAGAGUUCCAAGAGCCUUUGAGCAUGCAAGAGCAUUUUACUAACAGCAAGCAGUUCCCAAAAGAUUUCAUCUCUCCUGAACAGCUACCCCGAGAUUUUGGGGUUCAGGAGUCAUCAUCCAAUGACCGCCUAACAACUGACCCUUUCGUCAGUGAAUUGGAAAACCAAAAUUCACCCUUUCAAGAACAUAUUCUUCUUAGUCCUUUAUCGAAUAGCGACUUCCAGAACUCAGAUCACUUGCUAAAUUUGCACUCUGAUCAGACGUUAGGCGAAGUAGAUCUACCACAGAUCUUCCCAGAUUUGGGAAUACUGAGAAAUCUCGAUCAGCAAGGCAGUUUCAUUCACCAAGACAGUCUCGGACACCUUGAUAUGCCGAACUCUCAGAGUCCUGACAUCCUUCGAGAGACUGGAGACGGGCUCGAGUGGCUACCGCCUUCUUUGUCAGAACUGAAUUUGCCUUCUCACAAUCAGAUGAUCGCCACACUUGAGCAACAAAAGCUUUCAAAGGAGGCCCAUCGAGGUACUCGAACUAUUAGAUCCUCUAAUCCCGAUCCAGAUGCCUGCCACGCCCGUAAUCUCCAUUCCUGCGGGUCGAGACUGAUCGACGAAUUCGCCUUUGGACCGGAUAACCAGACAAGUGCAGAAUACGAGAGGAGUUCCUGGACUGCAUGGAGCAGGUGAUGAAGCUCCCCUGCGAGCUCCACGGGGAGCGCUACAGCCGGGAGGGGACGAAGCUCAUCCGAGAUAAGAUCAAGACGCUCCUGUGGUCGGCACAAGGAUGUAUCCUGGGGUACUCCACAUAAAAAUGGAGUCGGCAAAAUUCGUUCCAGUUUUCGCCUAGUGCCACGUCGUCGGUUACACAGAGACAAACAGAAAAAUGGCGCUACGGCAUUUAUUUAAAAAAAAUACAUAUAAGCCACUUUCAGAGAUAUAUUUAUUUAAGGGUUUAAUCUGAUGUUCUUCUUCUCGUGACAUUGGGAAUAUUCAGGUGAAAGAUGCAGUGCGGAUGGAAACAGUGAUUUUUGAACUUUACAAUGUGACUGAGCGCUAAAAAAAAAAGAAGAAACAUAUCAUAUUUAGCCUAGAAAAUACUUUAAUGGCGCAUUUAAUAUAAUUGAUGAGUAUGUAUGUAUGUA